AUUUCAUCUCAAGCGUCGAAUACUUUUCCAUAGGUCCCUUCGCGUGCCAACGCUAUUUGUUUAUUAAAAGAAAAUACUAGUAACAAAUACUACAGUAGUAGUCUCAUCUGGGCUUUAAAAACAAGUUGAGAAUGGCGAAUACGGUUCUCGUCACCGGAGCUGGGGGCCGAACAGGUAAAAUUGUUUACAAGAAGUUGAAGGAAAGGUCUCAACAGUAUACUGUUAGAGGUUUAGUCAGAUCCGAGGAGAGCAAACUGAAAAUUGGUGGUGGGGAUGAUGUUUUUAUCGGGGAUGUGAGGAAUGCAGACAGCAUUGUCCCUGCAAUCCAAGGCAUAGACUCGCUAAUAAUCGUUACAAGUGCUGUCCCAAAAAUGAAACCCGGCUUUGAUCCAAGUAAAGGUGGGAGGCCCGAAUUCUGUUUUGAAGAUGGACAGUACCCUGAACAGGUUGACUGGAUUGGGCAGAAAAAUCAAAUUGAUGCUGCUAAAGCUGCUGGGGUGAAACAAAUUGUACUGGUUGGAUCAAUGGGAGGAACAAAUACUAAUCAUCCACUGAACAGCUUAGGCAACGGGAAUAUACUGAUUUGGAAGAGGAAAGCUGAGCAAUAUUUGGCCGACUCUGAGGUUCCCUACACAAUCAUAAGAGCUGGGGGGUUGCAAGACAAAGAUGGUGGUUUGCGGGAAUUGCUUGUUGGAAAAGAUGAUGAGCUUCUUCCGACAGAAAACAAACUUGUUCCGAGGGCUGAUGUUGCAGAAGUCUGCAUUCAGGCUUUACAGUUUGAGGAGGCCAAAUCGAAGGCAUUUGAUUUGGGUUCAAAGCCUGAAGGAAGUGGAACACCAACUAAGGAUUUUAAGGCAUUGUUUUCUCAAGUUACUAGUCGAUUUUAAAAAUCUACUGCCCUAAAAGACGCUUUUAAGGUCAAAUAUGGCCAACUGUGAUAGAGAGUAUGAAAUUUUCAUAUGUAAUAAUAAGGGAGGGAGGAUUGACCAUGGUUCUGGUUGUGGUGUAUUGGACGCUAGGGAAGAACUCAAAGCCUAACUUGAACUAAAGUUAAUAGGCCAUAGCUUUCAUCUAAUGAAUUAUAAGAAUCAAAGUGAACACAGUUUAUCGUAA
Molecule: messenger RNA, 1113 nt
Organism: Daucus carota subsp. sativus
Lineage: Eukaryota; Viridiplantae; Streptophyta; Magnoliopsida; Apiales; Apiaceae
Exons: 7
Coding region: 132-887 (251 amino acids)
Cellular component (GO): chloroplast
Molecular function (GO): oxidoreductase activity
Source: RefSeq, a predicted model, not a curated record